UUUUAAAUUCAAAUAAUUCCAUUAUUCCAUACUUACAAUCCCACAUUACACAAAUUACAAAAAUGUCAUUACGCUUAUAAAAAACUUUUUAUUUUUCAUAGUUGAGUUUCUCCACAAAUUAUCGCUAAAACUUAAAAUCUGGCGGUUUUGUUCAUUCUAACGUAGUAAGUUAAUAUGUGGGAUAUCGAAGAAUUAAGCCGAAGAAAUAAAAAUAGAUUCAAAGGAUUGUGAACAUUCGAGUAUAUACAAUAGUUCUAAUACACAUUUUUGUUUUUGGAUUUGACUUAUCAUUAUAAAUAUUUCUUAGUAAUUAACCGGUGCUUGCUUAGUACAAUUUUCUUGCCGUUUCUAAGAAUUUACUUAAUAUAAGUUUAAAGAUAGAUUGAAUUGAUUAAUUAAAUAGCGGUUCAACCGGUUCUCAUUAGAUCCCGUGUAGCCUACAUUCAUGAGAACUCACAAAGAUAACAAAAUUGAUAAUUUACGUUUUCUUAAUAUUUAUUAUAAUAAUCCAUAUAAAAUUGCUAAAGCAAAUAUAAAAGUCUCAGUUACAAUUUAGCAACGAAGAAGACAGUUCAUUUUGUAGUAAUUGAAAUGAGCCGCCACAUUAAGCUAUUUUUAUUGCUCAGCGCUUUUCUGGCGUUGCAGACCUUAACUUUUACACUACCAGUGAAUGAUAGCAAGGAAUCUGAGGCUUCUACAGCAGACCAAUCAAAGCAGAGUUUAAUACCCGACACACCAGGCGUACAAGCUUUUAAAAAAGAUUUAAUUAAUCAACUGCUACCUACGGUUUUGGGUGAAGAGGAUAUAGAAAAUGGUGAAUACACAGCCCAGCUAUCAUCUGCGGAAGUAGAUUUGCCUUGCACUAAUGAAACUGUCAGAAUACAAAUAAUUAGUAGUAGCUUUCCACUGCCAGAACGUUUUUUCCAUGCACCAAAGCGUUGUUCGCAGGAAGAAAACUAAGUGUGGAUUUUUGAAGUGAUCUGUGAUAAAAGAUUAUUAAUUUUUUUUAAGUAUGUAAAAUAAUGAUAUGUAAAAAAUAAAAUAUGAAAUUGCAAAACUAAACUAAAUUAAAAAAAAGUUAAAGAAAUUAUACUAAAUAGAAAAACCAACAAAUAUAGAUAAAUCAAAUAACAAAAAAAAA
This is a messenger RNA of Ceratitis capitata (Mediterranean fruit fly), 1141 nucleotides long. RefSeq lists its product as uncharacterized. The record is from RefSeq and is a predicted model, not a curated record. The transcript has 2 exons. Lineage: Eukaryota; Metazoa; Arthropoda; Insecta; Diptera; Tephritidae. The coding region runs from base 592 to 960 and encodes 122 amino acids.